AUGUUGGUCCUCGUGAUCGGCGACCUGCACAUUCCCUUCCGCGCCCACGACCUGCCAGCCAAGUUCAAAAAGCUUCUGGUGCCCGGCAAGAUUCAGCAAAUCAUAUGUACGGGCAAUGUGUGCAACAUCGACUACCUCCACUAUCUGCGCACCAUCGCAGGAGACGUACAUCUCGUCAAGGGCGAUUACGAUGACAAUCCGCACUUCCCAUCCAGCCUGAUCCUCAACCAUCCGCCACUUCGCAUCGGUGUGCUUCAUGGUCACCAAGUGGUUCCGGCCGGGGAUACCCAGUCUCUUGCUGCUGUUGCAAGGGCCAUGGACGUCGACAUUCUGCUCACAGGACAUACGCAUCGUUUCGAGGCUUUCGAACUAGAGGGUCGCUUCUUCGUCAAUCCAGGCAGCGCGACCGGGGCUUGGCAUCCUACGUGGCCCUUGAAGGAUCCUGCCUCCGUAGCUGCUCUGGCUGAGAAGGCGGCUGCCAAGGCGGAAGAGGAUGUGGUAGUCGUUGAUAAGAAGGGAGACAAGAAAGCCCAGGAUGCAAAGGCCAAGAAGAGCGCAAAAGCAGCCGAUACCAAGAAGAGCGACGACACGGCAAAGGACAAGACAUCCGACUCGAAGGAUGGCGAGACAAACAAGGAUAACGCCGAGGAUGCAGACGAGGAGGAAGAAGCAAAGGAGGCCCCGGGCCCUGUUCCCAGUUUUGCCUUGCUGGACAUCCAGGGUGCUGUCGUCGUUACCUAUGUCUACCAGCUCAUCGACGGCGACGUCAAGGUGGAAAAGAUUGAAUACCGAAAGAACCUCGACAGCAACUCAUUGGCCUUGCAAAGAGGCGCAUCCGCAAGUGCUGCUGCAGUUGGCGCCUCGGGUGCUGCCUACGGUCAGUACGGCGGACGAUAG
Messenger RNA from Sporisorium graminicola, 897 nucleotides. RefSeq lists its product as uncharacterized. The record is from RefSeq and is a predicted model, not a curated record. Gene Ontology annotation, biological process: retrograde transport, endosome to Golgi; intracellular protein transport. Lineage: Eukaryota; Fungi; Basidiomycota; Ustilaginomycetes; Ustilaginales; Ustilaginaceae. Gene Ontology annotation, cellular component: endosome; retromer complex. The transcript has 2 exons. Bases 1 to 897 code for a protein of 298 amino acids.